AUGCUGCCCACCGCCUGCGACACGCCGAUGGUCGUCCACUGCAAGUCGGGCAAGCGCGCCAACGAGGCGAUCUCGUAUCUCGCGGCGCAAGGCUAUACUAGGCAGACAGCCCAAGAGCUCUCAUAUCACUGCCUCGCCGCACCCCGCAUAUAUGCUUAG
This is a messenger RNA of Emiliania huxleyi CCMP1516, 159 nucleotides long. RefSeq lists its product as hypothetical. Lineage: Eukaryota; Haptophyta; Isochrysidales; Noelaerhabdaceae. The record is from RefSeq and is a predicted model, not a curated record. The coding region runs from base 1 to 159 and encodes 52 amino acids. The transcript is spliced from 2 exons.